AUGUCGCAUCUCGAUGCUUCCAAGCUAUUUUCGCUCAAUGGCCUUGUGGCUGUAGUCACUGGCGGCGGAAGUGGUCUGGGACGUACAAUGGCCCUCGCACUCGCGCAAAACGGGGCAUCAAAAGUAUUCAUCAUUGGCCGUCGAGCCGACGCUUUGAACGAAACAGCAUCCCUCUCUCCUCGACUGGGAGUCAUUAUCCCGGUCAUAGGAGACAUCGGAUCUAAAGAAUCCCUAGAGAACGCAUACAAAACCGUUUCUUCUCAAACCGAGUACAUUGACCUCCUCAUCGCGAACAGCGGCAUAAUCGGUCCGGCAAACGCACGCAAUGUAACGGAGGAUGGCGAAACCGUUCCGUUGGAGAAAUACAGAGAGAGUCUCUGGUCAAUUGAUCCGAAAGAAAUGACUCACACCUUCCACGUCAAUGCAACCGGUGCCCAUUUCACGGUCGUCGCUUUCCUACCGCUUUUAGACGCAGCAAACAAGCGUCGUCCACCCCAAGUGCCCAAUAGCGGUAUCUUGAGUCCUCCCCGACCUCAGAUUAUCAUCACUUCCUCUAUUGCGGGAUUCAUGCGCGAAAUCGUUUCGGGGUUUGCCUAUCAAGCUUCCAAGGCAGCCGUGAAUUCACUUAUCAAAAUGUGGUCGAAUAAUCUACUCAAUUAUCAAAUUCGUGUCAACGGUAUCGCGCCGGGAAUCUAUCCAAGUGAGAUGACUACUGGCAGGCUUCGGGAAUUUGGGACUCAGCAUGGUGUUACGGAAGGUGAUGCGCCAAAGACUGCUGUUCCAUUGACGAGGCUUGGAUCAGAGCAGGAUAUUGCUGGGCUUGUUUUGUUUAUGGCUGGUGCUAGUGGUGGGUAUCUUAACGGGACUAUUGUCAUCUCGGAUGGUGGCAGAUUGGCCUCGAAACCUUCCAGUUACUAA
Molecule: messenger RNA, 918 nt
Organism: Talaromyces stipitatus ATCC 10500
Lineage: Eukaryota; Fungi; Ascomycota; Eurotiomycetes; Eurotiales; Trichocomaceae
Product: short chain dehydrogenase/reductase family
Exons: 2
Coding region: 1-918 (305 amino acids)
Source: RefSeq, a predicted model, not a curated record